AUGAUCCUGGCAACAGCCGGGCCUGGCUCUGCUUAUGACCAAGACCGGAUCAACAAUAUCGUGGCCUGGGUUAGCAACGGUGAUGAAGAACUCAGCAGUCGCCUUGGGUUCUCUGUGCUCCGCUUUCUGCAGCAGCUGCGGGACGAACCACCAGCAUGGACACAGAGACAAGGGCGGCAGGCGGCUCGUCGACGACGACGAGCAAAUCGUGCGAACCCACAAGGAGCUUCAGGCUCUGAGGAUUUGGCGGAAGAUCCCGGAGGUGAAGCCCCUGAAGACGAUCCGGACGAACCAGUGGAUGUUCACGAAGAGUCACGGGAAAGCGACGACGAUAUCGGCGAUUUGCCAUCUGUACCUCCAGUGUCUCGCACCUUUAUUAACUACCGCCAAGGUCAGCAGGACCCUCGCAAAUGUUGUUCGGAGCCAGCGAAUCGAGCGGAUCGGAGGGAGCCGGCAGACGGCUCGGAGGCGGAGAUGGGGCGCACCGUGACGCACAAGGAGGAAGAGUGGGACGAAGAACGAAGGGACACUGAGCGAGAGGCUCGGCGAGAGUCUCUCAGAAAAAUUGUGCACUUCUUCCUCGGUGAACUGAAGGAUGCGGAGAUAUCCAAGAAGGCUACCUGGAUGAAGGAGGUGGCUCAGCGGCUUUCAGACGCAAGCGAGAAGGAUUACGACCUUCACCUCAAGAGGCAGGUGAUCGAAGCUUUCGUUCGUCAUGUUCCCGAGCUGCAUGAGCUGCAUCCGAGGGCAGUGCCCGAAAUCCUGGACACGCUCUGCUCCUUGAGUGGCUCUACCUUCCUGGAGGACAUCUCCCUGCAGAGCUGGGGGCUGCGUGUUGCUUGCGCCGAAGCCUGGGCGCGCUAUUGCGAGGGCUCGGCGAAGUACAUGGACACCGAAGCCAUCAGGUCUACAAUGCGGCUGCUGACGGAGGAUUCGACAGACGAUUCCACAAACUUCGAGGAGAUGUUCGAGCCUGUGAUCUCUGCCAUGCGCUCGCUGAUAUGCGGUCAUCGCCACUCCUUCAAGAAUGACUUUGUGCAGGAGACUGGCCAGUGGCUGUUGCUUCAGAUGUGGAAUCUCCU
Messenger RNA from Symbiodinium sp. CCMP2456, 1082 nucleotides. The record is from the annotation of a GenBank genome assembly. Lineage: Eukaryota; Dinophyceae; Suessiales; Symbiodiniaceae.